Messenger RNA from Oxyura jamaicensis (ruddy duck), 2151 nucleotides. It is a transcript of the gene CHRDL1, whose product is annotated as chordin like 1. The transcript has 12 exons. Gene Ontology annotation, molecular function: protein binding. The record is from RefSeq and is a predicted model, not a curated record. The coding region runs from base 395 to 1765 and encodes 456 amino acids. Lineage: Eukaryota; Metazoa; Chordata; Aves; Anseriformes; Anatidae.
GGGCCGGGGCGGGAGGCGGACCGCCGGGCCGCUGCCUCCCAGCGCCGCUCCUCCCGCUGCUCCCAGUGCCGCCGGGGCUCGCGGGCUCUGCGGCUUCAGCGGGCUGCCGGGGCACGGCCGAGCAUCCUCGGGCCGCCGGGAGCGGCAGGAGGCGGCAGGUGGCCCGGGGCUUGGUGUGGUGCUCCCCCAUCUCCUCGUCCCCAUCUCCUGGGGGUCGGGGACCGGCUGCGGGACCUCCCCCCCCCCCCCGUCCCGUUCCUUUCCUCGGCAGCCCCGAAAGAGCGGGCGGAGAUGCCGGCAACGUGAGCGGGGAGCGGAGCCCCCCGGCCCCAGCCCGGCCCCAGCUCAACAUUCUCUACCUUGGAGGCUUUUUCUCUCCCUUUUGUUGAUAAAGAUGAGAAAAAAGUGGAGAUCGGAGGAUUUUCAUUUUAUCUUUUUUGGUGUGGUCUGUCUCCUUUUCGUAGAUGGAGGUAAACUAGAACAAGUAAAACAUUCAGAUACAUACUGUGUGUUUCAAGACAAGAAGUACCGUGUAGGAGAAAGAUGGCAUCCUUACCUAGAACCCUAUGGACUUGUUUACUGCGUUAAUUGUCUCUGCUCAGAGAAUGGAAAUGUACUGUGCAGCAGAAUAAGAUGCCCGAGCCUACACUGUCCUUCCCCUGUGCAUGUACCACAGCUGUGCUGCCCACGAUGCCCAGAGGACUCCCUUUUCUCAGUAAGCAGCAAAAUAACUGGGAAAUCCUGUGAAUACAAUGGCACGACCUACCAUCAUGGAGAAAUGUUUGUGGCAGAGGGGCUUUUCCAAAACAGGCAAGCAAACCAGUGCGCCCAGUGCAGCUGCUCCGAAGGAAAUGUGUACUGUGGGCUGAAGACUUGUCCCAAAUUAACUUGCUCUUUCCCAGUUUCCGUUCCGGAGUCCUGCUGUCCAGUCUGCAGAGGAGAUGGGGAGUUAUCCUGGGAACAUGCCGACGGGGACAUCUUCCGGCAGCCAGCCAACAGGGAAGCUAGACACUCGUACCACCGCUCCCACUACGACCUGUCGCCCAGCUCUGCCAGGCAGGUGGUCAAUGUUCCACGAUUUCCCAGUGCCAGGAGUAACCGCGGAGUCCUGACAGAUCCCCAGCAAGCAUCCGGAACAAUCGUACAAAUUGUCAUCAACAACAAGCACAAGCACGGACGAGUUUGUGUUUCAAAUGGCAAAACAUACUCCCAUGGUGAAUCCUGGCACCCUAAUCUCCGGGCCUUUGGAAUCGUGGAGUGUGUGUUGUGCACCUGCAACAUCACCAAACAAGAAUGUAAGAAAAUUCAUUGUCCAGAACAAUAUCCCUGCAAAUACCCUCAGAAAGUAGAAGGAAAAUGCUGUAAAGUCUGUCCAGAAGAAGUGCCAAGUCAAAGCUUUGACAACAAAGAUUACUUCUGUGGGAAAGAGACAUUUCCCGUCUAUGAAUCCGUUCUCACAGAGGAAGGAGAAACCAUCAGAAAAAUUGCAGUAGAGACUGAAAAGCCACCCCAAAUAGAAAUACAUGUGUGGACAAUUAGAAAAGGGAUUCUGCGCCACUUCUACAUUGAGAAGGUGUCCAAGAGGGAAUUUGAAGAACUUCCCUACUUCAAGCAGAUAACAAGGACAACCCCUAGCCAGUGGAAAAUAUUUAGCGAGGGAGAAGCUCAGAUCAGCCAAAUGUGUGAAAGCAGAGUGUGCAGGACUGAGCUCGAGGAUUUGGUAAAGGUUUUGUACCUUGAGAAGUCUGAAAAGGGUCACUGUUAAGGGAGACAGCACUGGAGGGAGAAACACAAGAAAACUUAUGAAAACUUGGAUCUGCAGCUGGACUGCAGGCUUAUUUUGCUUAAGUCAACAGUUGCCCUAAAAACCAAAACUAUAAUGCAGUAAUUAUUCACAUCAUGCACAGCAAAUUUGCUGCUUUAUGUGUAGUGGUCUGUGUCAACCAAUUCAAAUAUCUCCUCCAAAAGACUAGGAGGCUCUGUAUUACUGGUGGAAGAAGGAGAAAGAGAGACUGUACUUUCCCAGAGGUGCAUUUCUUUACAAGUUAAAAAAAGAAAACAGAACAUUUUUAUUAUUAUUAUUUGGCAAGUUAUUCAAAUUAACGAAAAGAAGGACACCUAAUAAAUGUGCAGGAGCUAUGGAGAGCAUUA